CUUCCGGGGCUUCCGGCGACUCUCGUGGGCGCUAGCAUGGACCGUAACCCGUCCCCUCCUCCUCCUAACUGCAAUCAGGAGGACGAGGAGGACCUGGCCGGGGGAGACUGCAUUGGGAGCACGGUCUACAGCAAGCACUGGCUCUUCGGAGUACUCAGCGGACUCAUCCAGAUUGUCACACCUGAAAGUGCCAAGUCCGGCUCGGAUGAUGAUGAGCAACAGAUGGAGCUCACUGAGGAAACGGAGAACGAAAUCUGCAGAGUCUGGGAUAUGUCCAUGGAUGAGGAUGUGGCUUUGUUUCUACAAGAAUUUAAGGCUCCUGAUAUAUUCAUGGGAGUGCUGGCCAAAUCCAGGUGUCCCCGAUUAAGAGAAAUCUGUGUGGGAAUUUUAGGGAAUAUGGCUUGUUUCCGGGAGAUAUGUGUGUCCAUCAGCAGCUGCGAAGAUCAUGGGCAGGUGCUUCUGCAGUGUUUGUGCGACUCAGACCCACCCACUCUGCUAGAAACCAGCAGGUUGUUGCUUACUUGCCUUUCCCAGGCAGAAGUGGCCAGUGUCUGGGUUGAAAGGAUCCGGCAACAUCCGUCCAUUUAUGCUAGCGUCUGCUUCAUCAUGUCAAGUUCAACAAAUGUUGACUUGUUGGUGAAGGUUGGGGAGGUCGUGGACAAGCUCUUUGACUUGGAUGAAAAACUCAUGUUGGAGUGGAUUAGAAAUGGGACUGCCCGGCUUCCAGACCAACCCCAGGAGGACUCUGAAGAGCAGCCAGUAUUUUCUUUUGUACCCAGUAUACUGGAAGCUGCCAGACAAAUACGGUCUGAAAACCUGGAAGGACUGGAUGUUUACAUGCACAUCUUACAGCUGCUCACCACCGCGGACGAUGGGAUUCAAGCAAUUGUACAGUGUCCUGAUACUGCAAAAGACACAUGGAAUUUACUUUUUGACCUGGUGUGCCAUGAAUUCUGCCAAGUUGGUGACCCGCCCAUCAUACUGCAGGAGCAGAAAACAGUGCUGGCCUCUGUCUUCUCCGUGAUGUCUGCCAUCAGUGCUUCGUGGGCUGCACAGGAGCACCCCAAGAGGGAAGAAGGCAAGUGCAGUUCCCUUCCACCAAUUAAACUGGCACCCACAGAUCUGGAUCUUCCUCUAAUUGACAGCCUGAUUCGGGUGUUACAAAAUAUGGAACAUUGUCAGAAGAAACCAGAGAACUCCACAGAGUCCGACCCAGAGGAGCCUACAAACUGUGGUUCAACCCAAGAUGAGUUCCAUAUGAAGAUCCUGAAGGAUAUUUCAUGUGAAUUCCUUUCUAAUAUUUUUCAGGAGUUAACAAAGGAAACUGUGGCUCAGGGACUGAAGGAGGGCCAGUUAAACAAAGAGAAGUGUUCCUGUGCAUUUCAGAGCCUCCUGCCCCUCUACAGCCCCGUGGUGGAAGACUUCAUUAAAGUCCUUCGCAAGGUUGACAAGGCUCUUGCCGAGGACCUGGAAGAAAGCUUCCCCAGUGUGAAGGCUCAGGCUUGAGACCCGAGUUGGAGUUCUGCUCUCUAAGGAAUAAACUGUUUCCAGUGGUUUGAAGUUGGCGUUUGGAAGAUUUGGAUGAAUGUUGUAUCAGACCGUGUACUUCCUGAUGUCCCUCCUCCCCAUUUACCCCACUUUCAUUUGCGCCGGUCACUAGAGUUUCUCCACUGUCACCUCCCUCCCCUUUGUACAGAGACCAUCAGCGCACACCAUCCCCUUUUCCAGUCCCAGUGGCCCACCGCGCAGAUCUUUGCACUUACUUCUUCAUAACCAUGAGGGCUGUGCUGUUCCAUCCGGGGAUGAAAAGGAAGAGGCAUUCUAGAAAGUUCUGGCAGCUUCCCCUGACCCCUGUUCUGUGAUAUAUUUAAUGUCCCUAUCCUCCCCGCACUCUGUAAGAGGUAAGGUGUGACCAGCUUAGAGCGCUAACCUGCUAAUACACUGUAGUGGUUCUGUGAGCAUUUAACAGGCUGUGUAGACUUCCCAGAUUGUUAGUGACAACUUGGAAGCAGUAGUUACUCUCUUAGUUUAGGUGUCUAUUGCUGUACAGAGACACCAUGACCAUGGAACUCUUAUGAAGGAAACCAUUUUAUUGUGGCAGCUCACUUAGAGUUCAGAGUUUAGUCCAUUGUCAUGGUGGGACAUGGCAGCAUGCAGGCAGACACGGUGCUGGAGAAGGAGCUGAGAG
Microtus oregoni (creeping vole) is the source of this 2188-nucleotide messenger RNA. It is a transcript of the gene Saal1, whose product is annotated as serum amyloid A like 1. The record is from RefSeq and is a predicted model, not a curated record. Bases 37 to 1506 code for a protein of 489 amino acids. NCBI's taxonomy places the organism in Eukaryota, Metazoa, Chordata, Mammalia, Rodentia, Cricetidae. The transcript has 12 exons.